ACGAAGUACGAAAAGAAAAAAAAACACUUCCUGAUGCAAUUGGCACUGUGUGUUGCAUCAGAAAGUGUUUUUUUACUGCACUGCAAAUUGCAACGGUCAGCUGCUUACAAAUCCCCGACCUUUUCAAACGUUUUAUGUAUAACCAGAGAGAAGCAGUUCAUCCUCCGAUUACGAUAGGGAAAUCCGGCAGUUCACAGGGGAAAUUGCCAGGACAACAGCCUUCUCCGAGUACAUCCAGAAAAACGCCUCAGCGAAAGGGGAAAUCAACCUGGGAUAACCCUCUACCUGAGCCUUCGUGCAGUGCGAGUUCGCUAACACGGGAAGCCGACAAUUCGGUUGCGAGCGGCAAAGGUCUUUCAUCAGACGAAUCGUAUUCUCAAAGGCGCAAGAAAAACAAUGAAGCUGUGCGAAAAAGUCGCGAGAGUAAGCGUCAGAAAGAACUGCGUUUCCGCGAAGACCAUGACAAGCUGAAGAAAGAAAUCGAAGCGAUAAAGAGUCGAAAUGAUCAGCUGCAGACAAUCCUAGCGGAAAUAGAAGAUGGCGUACUGGAUGCAGGAAAGUCCAAGCAGGAAUUAUCGGCAUUGGUUCAGAAUGCUAGACAGCGGCUGUUGCAGUAGUAGCCGUUGACAACAAUUUUGUCUUGCAUUUAUUUCCUUCAGACAACGAUGUGCACAGAAAGCUGGGCUUACUAACGGUACCAUUUGAAAUAUGUGGAAAAGCGGACACACCGGACAGUAAAUUUUAAU
Paramacrobiotus metropolitanus is the source of this 746-nucleotide messenger RNA. RefSeq names its product CCAAT/enhancer-binding protein delta-like. The transcript is spliced from 3 exons. Gene Ontology annotation, molecular function: RNA polymerase II cis-regulatory region sequence-specific DNA binding; DNA-binding transcription factor activity, RNA polymerase II-specific. The record is from RefSeq and is a predicted model, not a curated record. The coding region runs from base 135 to 617 and encodes 160 amino acids. Gene Ontology annotation, biological process: regulation of transcription by RNA polymerase II; DNA-templated transcription. NCBI's taxonomy places the organism in Eukaryota, Metazoa, Tardigrada, Eutardigrada, Parachela, Macrobiotidae.